UUCAAAUGUCAAACACCACGACACGCGUCACGGCAGGGCAGCGCAGGGCCGCAGGGCACCCCCAAUCGAGGCAGUCCGAACCACAUGAGCGCCUGUUGGAGGGGCAUGUACAGAUUCCAACCGCUGCCCCUCCCUCCGUCCUUUUCUCGGAAUUGGAUCACUACAAGAUUGCUUUGUUUACUCGACUUCCCUUUUUGGUUAUAAUUGUGGAUCCUCUCCUUUCCCUGUGCGGGUCCUGUGCGACCCAAAAGGCGCAGACUCGGAGCAGCACUGCACAACAUGUUCCUGACGCUGUUGUUCAGCGUUCAUGCACAUCAACUCCGUGCUUAUUUGAAGUUCGAUUGGUUCAAUCCACUUACUUGGUUGAUAUUUGCACACUCGCCAUGGUGUCCUUGACGCCAGCAAACGAGGAAAGGGGUGAAGCGGCCAAUGGAGUCAGUAAUUCCCAACCUGGAAUCUUUCUCUCCUUCUUUUUCUUGUCCCAUAAUGGGAAUAAUCAAACACAGGCCAAGUGGCCGAAGAGACGCAUCGCUGAAGUACGGACGGAAAUCGGCCUGGUUCCGUUCCUUGAGGUUCGAAACUUUGAUGGAGAUGGAUGCCGAAAGGUUGAGCAUUGAAGAGGAUUGAAGUGGUGGUGAAUUGAAGAGGGGGCUUACCGGUGGUCUUGUAAAAACAAUGGUGCUCGAAAGCCGUCCCCGCAGCAGCUAUCCGGACUUCCGGAGCAGUCGGUUCCAGGUUGGCUUCCAGGCUUUUUUUUAGUUAUCUGACUUCACGACUAUUGCAUUCACAGCCAGCAUCAACGCUGUCACGAGGUUUCUGAGGCACGGGGGCUGCGGCUUUCGGCAAUGACGCGUAUAUUGGCUGCAGCAGACAACCUGAAACUCCGCGCUCGUGUUGGCGGCUUCGAGGUUUUCGCUGGUGGUUGCUUUGGUCCGGUGUAUGCUGAGGUUUCUGUCGGGCCUCCGGUGCUGCGAGUGAAGGAUCAUAAUAUGCAGUCAUAAGUUGGCUGAACCUUUGCCCUGAUCUGCC
Molecule: messenger RNA, 1029 nt
Organism: Neurospora tetraspora
Lineage: Eukaryota; Fungi; Ascomycota; Sordariomycetes; Sordariales; Sordariaceae
Exons: 2
Coding region: 6-617 (203 amino acids)
Source: RefSeq, a predicted model, not a curated record